Triplophysa rosa is the source of this 4695-nucleotide messenger RNA. RefSeq names its product topoisomerase I binding, arginine/serine-rich a (gene toporsa). Gene Ontology annotation, biological process: protein monoubiquitination; protein polyubiquitination. NCBI's taxonomy places the organism in Eukaryota, Metazoa, Chordata, Actinopteri, Cypriniformes, Nemacheilidae. The record is from RefSeq and is a predicted model, not a curated record. Gene Ontology annotation, molecular function: ubiquitin protein ligase activity; metal ion binding. The transcript is spliced from 4 exons. The coding region runs from base 240 to 2567 and encodes 775 amino acids.
UCCUUGCCUCUGUCAACCGACAGAACCGACAACUUUUUUACGUUAUACACCUAGUGUAAAGCAUUUUAAUUUGUAUAUAUAUAUCACAUAUUUUGUCACUUUUUAACUUGAGCUACUCCAGGUCAACACGUACCAUAUGGAGUACAUAAUUACUGUUUUUUUACUUUUUGUAUUUUACGGAGAUUUAAUACAAACGAGUCAGCGGAUUACGGCAAUUUCACCAAAACAAGGACUGAACUAUGGCGCAAACAGAGACUAAAGAGGGUCUCCUGAAGGAUUCAACUAGUGUUGUGUUACACAAAACAAUAUCAAAGGAAGCAUCUCCAGAAUCAAAAUGUCCUAUAUGCCUGGAUCACUUCAAAAACAUAUCUUACCUAAAUGUGUGCUUACAUAAGUUUUGCUUCCUUUGUGUCCGUGAGUGGUCAAAGAACAAAGCAGAAUGCCCUUUAUGCAAACAACCAUUCAGAUCCAUAUAUCACACCAUUAAGGCUGAAAAUGACUACAAAAGGUUUGACCUGCGACCAACCGAAAAUGGCUCAUUUGGCAACGUUGCAGGGCAAAGAUUCAGGUAUCGCACCACAGUUACAGGUGAUUAUAGACCAGCACCAAGGCGAACGUCUCCUCCCCCUGACCACGGAAUCUUAUUCGAGGGUCUGAGCAGAUCUCUUCCACAGCACCAAAACAGAGAUCUCCAUCGCACAAUGAGGAGGAUGGCAGCCAGGCGCAGGGCAGAGAGUGAGGGCAGGUCCGUGCGGAGUCUUCGUGAACAGGAACUAGUCAAAUUCAGACGGGCUUUAUACAGAAGAGGUGUGCGAGUCCAAAGUGUGCGGGACGGUGGCCGUUCCAGAGAGACCUCUGCAGAGUUUUUCCGAAAAAACCCUGCUUGUCUCCACAGGCUUGUGCCGUGGUUGAGACGGGAGCUCACAGUUCUGUACGGCACGCACGGUUCUUUCGCCAACAUACUGCAGCACAUUAUCAUGACCCUGAUCACUCGACAUAACCUGGACGAUCACGCUGUUCUUCACGAACUUAGGCCCUUCUUGCUGUCCCACACAGAACAUUUCUUGCAUGAGUUUCUUAGCUUUGCUCAGUCUCCUUUCAACAUGGAAGCGUAUGACCAGCAUGCCCUUUAUGAUCUGCCUGGCCCCUCCACUGAGAGCAGCAGUUCAGACACCUCUGUAAUUGCCAUUUCUGAGGAAGAGAGUGAUUCUUCAAUGCCUGAAGCCCAGGAUUUUACCACCCCUAGGGUCACCUUAAGCCAGACGACAUGGGAUGAUGAGACCCCUGGACCAUCCUACUCUUCAGAGCCAUCCCAGGUUUUUCCUUUACAUGUGAGAGACUCAGACUCUGAUAGCAGUGUAGAGGAAGCGGUCGUGUCUGUUGCUGCUGUGACACGGCGGGACCAUUCCUCUGACAGUGAUGAAGACUGUGUCAUCGUCGGAUAUGUAAAGUCAGUUGCAGAAAGGACACCAGAACUGGUCCAGCUUUCCUCUGAUUCAGAAGAGCCUGAAGACAACGAAGAGCAACAAAGUCCUCGCCCACCCCAACAUAUUCGUUUUACUUCAGAGUCACCCACUGUCACUCAGAGACCCUCGGGGAGUUCAAGAAGGGGCUCUUACUCUCCUGAAGACACUACACAUAUCCACACCUCUAAUCGUGCUAGACAAGAGGAUAACUCUGACAGAACGCAUCACAAAAGGGAGCUGUCUAAAGAAAGAUCUGCACACAGAAACAGAACAAACGCCAGCUCUCAUAAAGAUGAUAAGCGUGAGAAGAGACGUGAAAAAGAGCCCAGUCAUGGCACCUCAUCUUAUUGGCAUUCAUUUUGCCGUCAUAGAGAGAGUGGAAGGAGAUACUAUUCAGAGACACACUCAUCCUACACAACCUAUUGCAGAAGUGGAUACGACGGCUCUUGUUCUCGGUCGCGGAGUAGAAGGCGAAGCAAGGACUGUCAGAGGUUCAGAAGCAGCACGUGGAGCAACUCUAGAAUCAGCUCCAGCUCCUCCAAACGUCAUGGCAGAAGCCACUCAAGGAGUAAUUCUAGAAUCAACUCCAGCUCCUCUCAUCUGACUUCAAAUCAUGAUGAAGACGGCAGGAAAAGAAAAUACAAAACAAAGCAUCUAGAGGAACGCUCAAGGUGGAGCUCUGAAAAAUCUGAUGAAUAUCAUAGAAAGAAGAAAAAGAAAGAAAAGAAGCUUUACAAGAAGAAAAGUAGGAGUCCAAGUAUAGACGCUGCUUAUGAUGAUAAAUCUGAGCAUAGUAGGAAACAUCACAAAAAGAGGAAGAAACAAAAGAAGAAAAGCAAAAGACAUAAGAGUAAAGGGAGAAAAGGAAGUCAAAGCCCAGACCUAAUAACAAUUACAACUGACAGCGAUGGUGGUAACAGUGACCCUGCUGUACCCUCAGACAGAAAUGUAUGUCCUGUUAGUUCUAUUGUAAUAGUUACUGACAGUGCAACAGAAACUCAGCUGCUCAAGACCGGUUUUGUAGACGUAGAGCAAGAAGCAACUACUGCCAAUGAAUGUAGUUCUGAUGUGGAUGCAGGAAAUCACCAUCAAAAAGAUUAAAUGCCAUAUGAUUGAAUUUGAAUGUUAAAAUGAACUGUUAUUGUAAACUGAUAAAGUUUGCAUAGUAUAUUUUUUAUGAAUACAUUUUCAUAAAAACAAAUGUAUCUGAAAUUCUCUAAUGCAAAUAUUAGGCCGAAAAAUUAUGUAAUUAUACAACAUUGUAUGACCUUGUUGUCAAUGGUUUUUGUAUAACUUUUUUUUCUGUGCCAGGGCAACAACCACAGUCUUUCAAAGUUUAUACUUUCUUUCAGAGUCUAUAUGGCUGUCUCUAAUAAAGUGAAAGGAUCAUACAUUUCUACAAAUAUUUAUACACAUUAAUGUUUUUUUUUUGUUUGUAUGUUUGGCAGCAUUCUUACAAACACUGCGGUUCUACAAUUUUCUACAAAUUAAAAUGUAUUUUAAAGGGUUACUCCACCCCAAAAAAUGUUGUUCUGUUGAAUACAAAAAGAUGUUUUGAAGAAUUUAGAAAAGCAAACAAUUCUGGUGCACCUUUGACUACCAUUGUAAUUUUGUGUGUACUAUGGUAUGAUGUCCCAGAAAUGUCAUUUGCUAACAUUUUUUCUAAUAUCUUUGUGUUCAUCAGAACAAAUGUAUAAAGGUUCGGAACAACUUAAGGGGGAGUAAUUCAUGACAGAAUUUUCAUUUUUGGGUGGAGUAUCCCUUUAAGGUGGUAUUGCAUUUAACUUUUUUACAUAACAUUAUACAAUAUUGUAUUUGUACACAAUAUCUACAAUAGGCCUAAUUCUCCUUAAUGUGUUUUAUUGAGCUAGAUCUUUGUGUUGUGGCUCUAAGGGGCGGUUUCCCGGACAGGGUUUAGUAAUAGUCCCAGACUAACUAAAAUGUAAGAUGUGUCUUGAUCAACUCGCAAUGACAUAUCUUGAAAUAUAUCAGUGCCAUUGUUUUGUCUUAAGAUGCACACAAGUAAUGUUUUUUUUGUAAAAUAGGUUUUUAAAAACGACCUAAAUAUCCUAAUUUAACUUAAGGCCUAGUCCUUGCUUAAGCUGAACCCUGUCCAUGAAACCGCCCGAAAGAGUUUAUAAAUAUGAAUGUAGUCUAACUUAAGAUUCCUAUGUCUUUUGUACAACCUUAUUUUCAGGUUAUCUACAUUUCAAAGUAGCAAUAUAUUUUUCAUUGGCUAGACAUGUACGUUUAUAAUGCAUGUAUUUUUGGAUUGCAUUAAAAUAUUAAAUAUUGGUUGAACCGCCUCCGUAUAACAGAAAGUUGGCGGUAAUGCGCAAUUCAGUUUUCGAAGCAGCAUAAAUUAAAGUACACAGUAGGAAGUGUCGGGUAGUACUGCUUACCGUGACUGACCUGUACACCAAGUGGGUGAUUUCAGAACCCAUGCAGUCUAAGACAGCAGCUGAAGCUGAGACAAUGCAUAAUUUUAAACCUGGCAGCUUUCACAAGGAUGUAAACGAUCUGCCUUUAAUUUCAGAUUGGAAAUGCUUGCCUCAAGAUUGUAGAAGCUGCACGACAACAUUUACUGUGUACUAUUGUGGCCCGGUUUCACAGACAAGGCUUAGUUUACGCUAGGACUAGGCCUUAGUUAAUUAUCUGCAUGUUGAUGGUAAGAAUGUUUAAUUUGUCAGAGCUGUUAGAUAAUAAAAGCAAACUCUUACAGUGUUAUUUGUGUUUCACAGUAUGCACCUGCACAUCGUGUCCAUUCACAGAGACACCCGAUGGUAGUCUACACCAUUGCAGUCUAUCUGUCCUUCUGGUUUUCUUCCCACCUUUUCGAUUUCAACAUGGCAGCGGAGUGAAAUCUAUUGCAUGUGCAGCAGCCAGCCAUUGUCAGAGACCUACAUUCAGCAUGGGACUGAAUACAAAGUCACAGAGACUUAUUCCAUGGGGAGGUGACAGAGCCUGUAUUUUUGCGGAUGCACAGGGACGAUCAACAAAAUGCCAUCAGAAAGGUCCUGAGGAGUCAAUAUUCCAAGACGAAGGAUGACUUUUUGUUUGUAUUUAAGUAUCAAGAAGACAUGGAAACAUUUUUUGGCAUACUGUAUUGAUAAACAUGGCCUAAAGGUCAAUGCCAUGUUCCUCAAUCAGCAAUUUAAGUAGAUGGAUAGAUUAGUGAGGGAGGGAGGGAUGGAAGGAGGUAGUGAGUGAAUGAAUGACUAAAGAAAAG